UUGAAAAAUGAAAAGAUGCCCGCGAAAUUUUCAACGCUCAUUUUCAUCUCUUGAUCAAUUUAUUUUUCAGCUUUAUUGAUUAAAUUUAUGAAAAAAUUGUAAUAUUUGAAGAAUCUCCCAAAUGCUGAAACACCAACAGAUCGUUUAAAUCAUCGAAACCUCUACCGGCAUCUCGUCUUCUCUUCUGGAAUACAGUGAUAUUAUUCAUCAGUCAUGGAGAUAGAGGACGAUUUUAUGGAUGAUGAGUUGAUGAAUGUAGAUAUACCCAAUGCUGAAGAUUUGAAACCUGAAUGGAAAAGACCCCCACUAAGAAAUUUCGAUCCUGAUAAAGAUGCAAUCACAUUCCAACAACUUACCAUCGAUCAUAUCCAAGGUGAUUCGUACCCUGGAAUGCCAGGUCCUCAAGACAACAAUGUCCCUAUUUUCAGAGUAUUCGGUCUCACAAUGGAUGGAAAUUCAGUCUGUUGUCACAUCCAUGGAUUUUCACCCUACUUCUACGUAGAUGCUCCUUCCAAUUUCAAACCCGAACAUUGCCAGCCGUUCAAAAACGCUUUGGAUUCUCAACUAUCUAAAGAAAUCAAAGAUUGCAACUCGGGAGCAGUUCUGAUGGUAGAAAUCGUACAAAAGAAGAGUUUAGUCGGUUAUUGGGGCGAUAAUUUCGAUAAUUUUUUAAAAAUCACCGUCAAAUUGCCGAAUUACGUAGGAAUAGCUAAACGAUUAUUUUCAAAAGGGCUUUCAAUGCCUCCGAGUCCUCAUCAUCAGUUUGAAUGUUACGAAACAAAUAUUGAUUUUGAUAUCAGAUUCAUGGUGGAUUCCGAUAUUGUGGGAUGCAACUGGAUAGAAUUACCAGCUGGUAAAUGGUUCAUGAGGAAAUUCAAUACAAAACCGAAGAACACUUCGUUGUGUCAGAUAGAAGUUGACAUAUCAUACGAAAAUAUUAUAUCUCAUGCUCCCGAAGGCGAAUGGAGUAAAGUGGCACCUUUUCGUAUUUUAAGUUUCGAUAUCGAGUGUGCUGGACGUGCUGGUGUAUUUCCUGAACCGAAAUUCGAUCCUGUGAUCCAAAUCGCGAACGUAGUCAGCUGUCACGGUAAAGCUGAACGAAUUAUCACCAAUGUUUUCACGUUGAAGUCUUGCGAUCCUAUUGUUGGCUGUGAUGUAAUUAGUUUCGAGUCUGAAAAGGAUAUGUUGAAGAGAUGGGCUGAAUUCGUAAGAAUUGUAGAUCCGGAUGUAAUAACAGGAUACAACAUAAACAAUUUCGAUUUACCUUAUUUAAUCGAUAGAGCGAAUCACAUCAAAGUAGACGAUUUCACUUUAUUGGGCAGAGAAAGAAAUAAAAAAUCCGUCGUGAAAAGUCAUACUAUUCAGAGUAAACAAAUGGGAAAAAGAGUAAUUAAAAGUAUCAACUCCGAAGGAAGAAUGGUUUUUGAUUUAUUUUUGGUCAUUUGUCACGAGUAUAAAUUACGUUCAUAUUCUUUGAAUUCGGUCAGUUCACAUUUCUUAGGCGAGCAAAAAGAAGACGUACAUUUCAGCAUUAUCACAACAUUGCAAAAUGGAAACGCUCAAACCAGACGAAGGUUAGCAGUCUAUUGUUUGAAAGAUGCUCAGUUGCCCUUAAAAUUAAUGGAGAAGCUGAUGUGUUUCAUUAACUACAUGGAAAUGGCUCGUGUAACCGGUGUACCUCUUGAUUGUUUGGUCACACGGGGACAACAGAUUAAAGUUGUUUCUCAGUUAUUAAGAAAAAGCAAAGAGAAGAACUACGUGAUGCCAGUCUACCACAGUGAAGGAGGAACCGAUGAACAAUUCGAAGGUGCAACCGUAAUCGAACCAAUCAGAGGAUAUUAUUCCCAACCUAUCGUCACCCUAGAUUUUAAUUCUCUGUACCCGAGCAUCAUGAUAGCUCAUAAUUUAUGUUACACUUCGUUGAUCAAACCUCACGCUAAAGAUAAAUUAGGUCUGAAUCCGGAUCAAAUCACUGAAACUCCGGCAGGCCAUCUAUUCGUAAAAAGUUCAACUUUAAAAGGCCUCCUGCCAGAAAUCUUGGAGGAUUUACUGAGUGCUCGUAAAAAAGCCAAGUUAGAUUUGAAAAACGAAACUUGUCCUUUUAAAAGAAUGGUUUUAGAUGGUAGACAACUUGCUUUGAAAAUCAGCGCCAAUUCCGUCUAUGGGUUUACCGGUGCUCAAGUUGGAAAACUCCCAUGUUUAGAAAUUUCAGCUAGUGUGACAGCUUAUGGUAGAACUAUGAUUGAGAAAACCAAGCAAGAAAUUGAACAUCGUUACCGUAUUGAAAAUGGUUACGAGCAUGAUGCUACGGUAAUUUACGGUGAUACUGAUUCGGUAAUGGUGAAUUUUUAUGUGAAUUCGGUCGAAGAUGGUAUGAAGAUAGGAGCCGAUGCUGCUGCAUUCGUCAGUGAGAAGUUCAUAAAACCGAUUAAAAUCGAGUUUGAAAAAGUCUACUUUCCAUAUUUAUUAAUUAAUAAGAAAAGAUACGCCGGUUUGUACUUCACCAAGGCUGAUAAAUACGAUAAAAUGGAUUGCAAAGGAUUAGAAACCGUAAGACGUGAUAAUUGUCCUUUAGUAGCCAAUGUAAUGAAUACCUGCUUGAAUAAACUCCUCAUCGAAAGAGAUCCUGACGAUGCUUUAGCUUACGCUAAACAAAUCAUUACUGAUUUAUUAUGCAACAGAAUAGAUAUCUCACAGUUGGUCAUCACGAAAGAGUUGACCAAGAAUGAAUAUGCUGCCAAGCAAGCUCACGUAGAAUUGGCGAAGAAAAUGGAGAAACGUGAUAAAGGUACAGCUCCGAAGCUCGGUGAUCGUGUACCUUAUGUUCUUAUCACUGGUACCAAAGGUACUCCUGCGUAUAUGAGGGCUGAGGAUCCCAUUUAUGUGUUGGAAAAUAGUAUUCCUAUCGAUACGACUUAUUAUUUGGAAAACCAGCUAUCGAAACCAUUGUUGAGAAUAUUUUCACCUAUUCUGGGCGAUAAAGCUGAAUCUCUUUUGCUGAGAGGUGACCAUACGAGAACAAAGACUAUCGUAACGUCACGAGUAGGUGCUUUAUCUGCCUUCACGAAAAAACGAGAGGUUUGCAUCGGAUGCAAAUCUAUUCUUCCAGUUAAUUCUCCGCAUAGUGCUCUUUGUCAACAUUGCCUUCCCAAAGAGUCAGUUUUAUAUCAACAGGAAAUGAAAAAAAUGAAUGAUUUGGAAAUAUCAUUUUGUCGUUUAUGGACACAAUGUCAAAAUUGUCAAGGAAGUCUUCACGAGGAAGUCCUUUGUACCAGUCGAGACUGUCCCAUAUUUUACAUGCGGAAAAAAGUUCAACUCGAUUUGGCAACUCAAGAUAAAAUGGUUCAACGUUUUGGAAAUCCGUAGUGUGUUCUUUCAUGAAAUUUGUAAUUCAAUUUUUUCAUUUUUAAAAAAUAUAGGUACAUCAUGUGUUGCAAUACACUGCCUCAUAACUGUUCAAAUAUAACAUUUUUUAUAAAAUGGC
Planococcus citri (citrus mealybug) is the source of this 3484-nucleotide messenger RNA. RefSeq names its product DNA polymerase delta (gene PolD1). The record is from RefSeq and is a predicted model, not a curated record. The coding region runs from base 214 to 3366 and encodes 1050 amino acids. Gene Ontology annotation, cellular component: delta DNA polymerase complex. Gene Ontology annotation, molecular function: 3'-5'-DNA exonuclease activity; DNA-directed DNA polymerase activity; nucleotide binding. Gene Ontology annotation, biological process: base-excision repair, gap-filling; nucleotide-excision repair, DNA gap filling; DNA-templated DNA replication. The transcript is spliced from 21 exons. NCBI's taxonomy places the organism in Eukaryota, Metazoa, Arthropoda, Insecta, Hemiptera, Pseudococcidae.